Cuscuta epithymum is the source of this 1411-nucleotide messenger RNA. The record is from the annotation of a GenBank genome assembly. NCBI's taxonomy places the organism in Eukaryota, Viridiplantae, Streptophyta, Magnoliopsida, Solanales, Convolvulaceae.
GGAUGAGGGAACUUUUUAGACUCUUGAUGGAGAAGUAUACCUGCCCCAAACCCGCCCCAUUGCGUAUCUACACCUCUGUACAGCCGUUGGGAGAUGAAGCGCAGAUAUGCCAAGCAUGGGUGAAGACCACACUUGCGAACAAUUGUGCAGAUUCGAUCACUUAUUAUAGGAUCAUCUCUUAGUUUUGUUCUUCUUCUACAACCUGACUCCAUCCCGUUCGUAGGUUUGACUUGUAGAAUCAUUCGGUGCUCAUCAUACCGGGAAAUACUCCAUCUCUUUGGCGACGUUCUUCAACAUGCAGUCAAAGAAAAGGGGUCUUUCCUUAGAGGAGAAGCGAGAGAGAAUGCUGCAAAUCUUUUAUGAUUCUCAAGACUUUUUCCUUUUAAAGGAGCUUGAGAAGUCGGGGCCUAAGAAAGGUGUGAUUAGCCAGUCGGUAAAAGAUGUUGUCCAAAGUUUGGUGGAUGAUGACCUUGUUUCAAAAGACAAGAUAGGGACUUCUGUAUAUUUUUGGAGCCUUCCUAGCUGUGCAGGGAAUCAGUUAAGAAACGUGUAUAGAAAGCUUGAGACUGAACUCCAAAGCAGUAAAAAGAGACACUCAGAGCUUCUUGAACACUCUACGAAUUUGAAGAAAGGACGUGAGGAAUCUGAUGAGCGAGAAGAGGCUCUAGAGGAGUUAAAAGCUACUGAACAGAAACACAUGGAGUUGAAGGAAGAGUUGGCACAGUAUGCAGACAACGAUCCUGCUACUAUUGAAAAAAUGAAGAGUGCAGUUCAAGUCGCUCAUGCUGCAGCCAACAGAUGGACAGGUCAUUUACCAGACACCAGAAUCACCAACUUCCUAGGGAAGUACUUUUACUGGUACAAACAUGCUGUAAUAGUUCAGAGGGAGUGGACUUGUACGAAGCUUGCUUUGAUUGAACAAAUGCUUUUGGGUAGUGCAGAUAGCAUCUUCACUCUGAGAGAAUGGUGUUCCAACAAAUUUCCUCAGGCCAAAGAGCAACUUGAUCACCUUUACAAUGAGGUGGGUAUCACAGACGAGCUCGACUAUUUGGAGCUACCUGUGGCGGUCCCCCAUCUCCCUGGCAAAGACCAGAUAGUGUGACUAGUGAGUGAGAGACUCAAUUUACGUGUUCUAAAAAAAUGCUUUCCAUUUGCAAAAAAUUGUUUUCUGUACAACCACUCUCUGCCUGUCAGCCAAACUGGGCAUAGUUUUCACUUGAAUGUGUGGUGUAUGCAUGCAUACAUGCUCUCUUGUUGAAUCAUUAAGCCAGCAUGAUGAGUACAAUUGGAUGUAUCGACUAUACCAGUGGUUUAAUUUAGGGCGGUUAUCAUUAUACAAUAUAUGCUUGUGGCAUCACAUUCGUCUGAUCUUGGUCUAUUCUUUGAAGUUUCACCUUUAUAUCAUCGGCGC